Echinococcus granulosus is the source of this 4206-nucleotide messenger RNA. Its product is annotated as Roundabout. The record is from RefSeq and is a predicted model, not a curated record. The coding region runs from base 1 to 4206 and encodes 1401 amino acids. Lineage: Eukaryota; Metazoa; Platyhelminthes; Cestoda; Cyclophyllidea; Taeniidae. Gene Ontology annotation, molecular function: protein binding. Gene Ontology annotation, cellular component: neuron projection. The transcript has 4 exons.
AUGGCUUUUGGUGUUCUUCUCUACGCUCUGCUUUUGUUUUUGUUCGCGUUUUCCACUUUCUCCAAAAAACCUAUCAUUACUCAUGGCGUUACGGAAACCUUUGGCUAUGAAAAUCAAAUGACAUCUCUGCAGUGCAGAGUCAGGAAUGAUGGUCCUGUGGCUAUCGAUUGGUAUAGAAAUAAGUCAAAGUUAUCUGAGACUCUGGAAUAUCGGAUUGAAUCCACGAAGUUGUCGGAUGAUAUUAUAAUAAGCGAACUCUUUUUCCGAAUUUCACGAAAAACUGUCGGUGCAUACUAUUGCAAUUCAUCCAAUGAGUUUGGUUGGACUGUUUCCUCUCUGGCUAAUGUAUUUAUUGCAUUUAUGGAGGAGGAUUUUAUUGUUGAACCUCAAUCAAAAGCCCCUAGUAUCGGAGAAACGGUUAUUUUGUUGUGCGAACCACCCAGUGGAUCACCAAAACCAGUGGUCAUAUGGUACAAAGAUGGAAAAGAGGUCGAAUUAUCCAGUCGCAUUCAAAUUGUGGAUGGAACGAAUUUGAGGAUUGAGAAAGUUGCGUGGGUUGAUGCAGGAAUUUAUUUUUGUGUUGCAAAAUCUCCUGCAUUUGAGAAAUCCAGCAAAAAGGCCUAUCUGCAUGUUCGUCAGAGGCCACUUUUCUUAGUGGCACCUGAAAGUCAAACUGUUCCAGUAAACGGCAUAGUUGAAUUUGCUUGUCGUGUUUCCGGCGAGCCUCUUCCGACUCUGACUUGGCGUCGCGACCCGCCCGUUCCUGCCAUUUCAACCACGCGAUCUAUGCUCCUAGCGGAUGGUUCGUUGAAACUUAUGAAUAUUCAAUUGGAAGAUGCCGGUGACUACGUUUGUCAAGCCAGCAACGACGGUGGAGUGAUAGAAGCUGUUGCGCGUCUCACGAUAAGAAGCCCUCCUGGAUUUGUCGAGACACCACCGGGGAACGCUGUUUUCCUAGAAGGCACUCGAACUCAGCUGGUUUGCCUAGCGACUGGAUUACCGGUCCCAGAAAUUCGUUGGAUCAAUCAAAGAACAUCGGAAUACUAUUUAAAUUGGAUUAAAUCGUCCUCUCAGAGAAUUACAGUAACUAAAACUGGAUCACUGAUAUUUAGUACUGUUCGGAUAUCGGAUUCGGGAACGUACGAGUGUCGAGCCUCAUCCUCAGCCGGAUUCACUCGAACAGUUAUUCAUUUGUUUGUUCAGCCGAAUCCUCAUUUGUUUCCCGGUCGUAUAGGAAUCGCUACAAAAUCUGUUUUUAUCAAUCCUCGAAAAAACAUGAAUGAAUUGAGGCUAGUCUGUUCGGCUCCUAACUUAUCAGAAUUUUAUGGGUACAUGGCAUCUGGUACGCUGAACGCUACAGAAGUCGGCACCUUCAACCCCUUUACCACUUUUAAAGGAUCUUGGUACAAAGAUAAAAUGGCGAUAACGCUCUCCGCCUCAUCGAAUGAGAGAUUUCGCUCAGAUGCAGAAAACUCUUUAAUCAUCAAACCCGUUCACCACAGCGAUGUGGGAAAUUACUCUUGUAUGGUCCUUGGUAUGAUGAACAAGCGUGUAGCCUUUUGGCAUAUACCGAUAACCUCUACUUCACUUACUGAUCGCUUCAGCAAACUCUCCUUGGCGUCAGAAGCCCCCCGUCCACCCUUUAACGUUACGGUGUUAGGUGUGGGUGAUACCUGGAUUUCCCUGACUUGGGAUUACGAAUCCCUAAAGGGAACUGACUCUGAUGUAGAAUUCCAAGUCUUCUACUUGCUACAAUUUCAUAACUCGACUUACUUACCCAGUCAUCGUGCUAAACCGUUCAAUUUAGCGCAAGUAGUAAAGGAUCCUAAUUAUCAAGAUUAUAAACUUCCAGUUGACUUUGGUACUGUUAAUGGUGGCCAAUAUCCGAUAGACGUUUGGGAAAGCGCAGUUGAAUCAACUAGGGAGAGGCGUUUCCGCCUAGCAGGUCUGCUUCCUGACAGUGGAUAUUGGGUUGAGGUUCGUGCAUCGAACCUACAUCUAUGGAGUAGAGGGGCGCUCGUUAAUCACAUCGUCUAUACUGCACAAUCAACGCCCUCAAGCCAGACCUCUAAUGCUCACCCUUUGGAGUCUGGUAAGGCGGCAGAAGACUUUCAGGACCUCUCAACUCGAGUGAACUCCAUCAUGUUCCUCGGCGUCAGUGCUCGCAGUCUGAGCGCCUCAGAGAUGUUCAUCAGCUGGGCAGUGCAGCCCACCAACGGUGCUAUCGGACUCGUCGACGGCUUUCAGAUAGUUGCAAAACCCGUUUUCAUGUCUCGCUGCUCCGCUCGUGCGGCUUCUCAUGUCAAGGAUCUAACGAGUCCAUCAACAUUUGGAGUGAAGCAACGUUUUCGACUUGGUUAUGAUGACAUGAUCCCACCCACCACCGAGCAGGCCCAUUGCAGCUUCAGCAGUAAACAGCUGAUCGAACGGUUCAGACAGGCGUCUGUAAAUACAGCGCACGUUUCAAGCGGAAAUGCAGUGCCUGAAAAGUUUUUGAUUGUUUCCCGUAUCGUCUCUAGAGAAUCGCCUAACACAGGCGCGGUGAUAGGUGGCCUUCAUCCAUUCACUUGCUACGAGAUCACCGUUAAGGCAUUUAAAGAUGAUCAAACCUAUGGGAGGAUUUGGAGCCGCGAAACACCGGCUGAGUUGGUGCUAAGUCUGGACUCAGCUCCCAGUGAAGCACCUCAGCUUAUCUCCGCCCAUUGGUUGAGUGGCAUUGCCCCCCAAAAUAUGUUUUAUUUCCCAUUCCUCUUUGGAAAUGUAUCUUACUAUUCCAGCAAGUACCCGAUAACGUCUUCCGCAAUUCGUAUAAAAUGGAUGCCCCUGGAUUUAUAUCUUGCUCAUGGAACUCUCAUAGGAUACUCUAUCCAUCUUAUCGCUAAUGAUUCUAACUACACACAAUCACAAAAGGUUUCACCAGAUGUUAGUACCCACGACCUAAUCGAUCUCAAUCCAAAUGUUGAGUACACCAUAUUCUUGGCGGGCAUAACAUGUCGAGGUGAGGGUGUUCGUGGCCCUGGUUAUCGAAUGCCAAUCUUCGGGAGAACGGUGCAUCCACCCUCGUCUGUCACUGGGUCCUCUUCCAAGACGGCACCCUUCCCUGUUUGGGCCUACGGCGCUGUCUCCGGCAUAUUGAUUGCUUGGCUCCUAAUCGGUUGCCUCUUCGUUACGUGUUUGCGGCGUCACAAGUCUCAGCACGCCUCGCCUGGCUACUGCUGUUUUGGCACCCCCUCCGCCACCAAGCCCAUUAAGCGAGACCAAACCGCAUUUAAGAUGUCCUCACGAAAAGCCAACAACAGUUUUGUCUCACCCGUUAAUACAUCAGGGACAAAGUCCAGCCACACUAUCACCACUACCACCGAGGUGCAGGAUUAUCCACCCAGCGCCAGCCACUCGGCCGCCCUACUGAAAUGCAAGGCCUCUCGCAAUGGGAGUGGUGUGGAGGUGCAGCGUCUGCUGAAGGGUGUCGAGAGCAGCUGUGAUCCGACCAUGUUGAUGCUCAACUCUUCGUCUGCCAGCUCGCCGACAAACACGACGAGCAAUCAGGACUGCUUCAGGGGCCACGGCUUGCCCCUUACCGCCGGUGUCCCCUACCCCACUGGUGUUGGGAGCUUCCAGCCUGCCACCCCGCCCGGAGCCUACAACAUGAUCAACAGUCUUCCUGGAUUCUCGUCAGGACCUCCGAAUGGGCGAUUGUUGCACUACGAGGCACAGCAGAAUGAUCCGCAGCUGCAGAACAGCAUCAGUAGUCGCAGUAAAACGCCCCACGAGGUGCCGCCAUACGCCAGUAGCAAUGUGCUGCCCCCGGAGAUGAACCAAUCCUCCUGGAAUCCUGCAACUGAGGUUGACCACUCUGUGAAUGAUCAUCCGACAAUGCCUGCCGGGGUGGUGCGGCCAAUCUGGACCAACCAACCACCACAGCAGCAACAGCACAGGUCCCCAGUCAGCGAGCAUGCGGCCAUGUCCACGAUUCCUCCACCUCCGCCCUAUCCCCCGCCGCCCUUGCCCGGUGGGGGUAAGGUCGUCGCCCCUCUCUUCUCUCUGCCCCCUGUGCCCUCACAUCCCACUAAUACUACUACUGGAACCACUCAGGAAGCACUUCGACAUCUCUCCGACGAUGGCAGUCUCCCCAGUGGUGGCACCGGGUGGUCUGGUCAAGAGGGGCGACGCGAAUACUUGGGCGGUCUCAACCAAUUAGCCUGCUAA